Leguminivora glycinivorella is the source of this 3226-nucleotide messenger RNA. RefSeq names its product homocysteine-responsive endoplasmic reticulum-resident ubiquitin-like domain member 2 protein (gene Herp). Gene Ontology annotation, molecular function: protein binding. The transcript has 5 exons. The coding region runs from base 252 to 1382 and encodes 376 amino acids. NCBI's taxonomy places the organism in Eukaryota, Metazoa, Arthropoda, Insecta, Lepidoptera, Tortricidae. The record is from RefSeq and is a predicted model, not a curated record. Gene Ontology annotation, biological process: endoplasmic reticulum unfolded protein response.
UGACAAGUAGAGAGGGCCCAGUUAUUACGGAGUAUUUAUUUACAUCAAAACCAAUAAAUUUCAUUCUUAUACUUCCGUUCAUGUGGCUAAUAAGAUAUCAAAUUUGACUAUUCCGUUGCACCAUUUAAAUUUAUGGAUUAGUGUUAAGUAUCCUUCUAAAGCUCAAUUUUUUUGCAAGUAUUAUUUUUUGCUGUGAUCAAAUCACGCGACGGAUUAUUAUCUAACGAGUUGUAGUAUUUGGAUGGUUGAAAAUGAUCCCUGAUAACGUAACGCUGAUAGUUAAGGCCCCAAAUCAGCAAAUCGAUGACCAGAAUAUUGAGUGCCAAUCUUCGUGGACGGUGAAGCAACUGAAGGGCCAUCUCUCAGAGGUGUACCCUAGCAAACCGGGUGCAGAUGAACAAAAAAUCAUAUACUCAGGCCAGUUGUUAGAUGACAACACAGUGCUCAAAGAUGUCCUACGAACAUACGAAAGCCAGAUAGCGCACACUAUGCACCUCGUGUGCACGCCAAAUAGGAACAUGGACCCUCCAGCACCUACUCCCGAUGGACUUAGACAAAGAAAUGUCACUGACAGAGCAGAGCCCAUCCAAGUAACGAGGCCAGAGACACGACAGAAUGAUCAGAACCACACAGUGGAAAUGCAGAACUACUUAAGUUCGUUUGUCAACAAUUAUGGUCGGGUGCCACCUUACCCAAACAAUUACAAUAACUUUGGUGGAAGGUUUCUGCCGGUGAAUCCUAAUGACCCCGCAUCGUAUGCUAAUCAUAUGAUGAUGAUGCAGCAAGCGUACUUGCAGUAUAUGCAGCAGUAUGCCAAUAUGUGGCAAGCUACAAACAACGCAGUGCCCGCGGCGCCGCCCGCGCCGGAGGCACCCGCUGCGCCCGAGCCCGCGCCGGCGCCCGAGGAAGAGGACGCGCCGCGGGACUGGCUCGACCAUCUUUAUGCGGCGUCGCGCAUCGCUAUACUGUUCUCGCUCGUGUAUUUGUAUGGGAGCCCGGCGAGGUUGCUCCUUGUGUUGCUGCUGGCCGUGGCUGGAUACUUGCACCAAAUCGGUUUCUUCCGAGAUCUCCACGUUAACCAGGCGCCGAGACCGCAGCCGGUCCCGCGCCCCGCCGCCGGCCUCGACCCAGCGCCAGCCGCGGCCAACCAAGCUCCGGUUGACCAAGCUCCCGUCAACCAAGCCCCGGUCAACCCCCCAGUCAACCAAGCGCCAGUGAAUGAACCGGCUGCCCAAGUCAACGCUGAAGCUGUUAACGCUGCUCCACAGGUAAACCACGCCAGUGAAACCACCCCACCAGAAGACAACCAACAGUCUCUUUUAGCGGUAACAUGGAUGAUUUUCACCACAUUCUUUGCCUCCUUAAUACCAGAUACAAACUAGUGUUUUAUGAAACUAGUGUGAAUAUUUAGUAUCGUUUGUAAUUGUGGGUUACAUACGCGGAAAUUUUAGUAGAUACCUUUAUUAUUGCUACGUUGGUAAAUGUGGCAAGGAUUCGGUAGUAGAACUUGUUUAAUCGUUUCUCAAUUUAUCGUGUGAUAAAGUCGUAUUGGUAUUUUGAUGGAAUUCCAAUCUGUCGAAGCGGCGCCAUUUUUUAACGUAAUCGGCUUAUUAGAUAUCAAGAUACCUCGCCAAGGUGCAUGACAAUUGCUUGCGUUACAAUAACUAAACGCUUUGUUUCUAUAACUCUGCUAAAGAGACAAUUGCAAUUUUUUAUUAGCAUCAAUGACAAGCGACGUGCAUAUUAGCUAAGCACCUAGGUUGGUAAGUGUCACGCCGAGCGAUCCACACUGAACUAAUAUGUGUUAACUUUAGGGAGCGUUUUAGAGUGGCGCGGACGACAACAUCAACUUCAUACAAAUUGGUCGCGCGGAUCGUGACACUCAAACCAGCCCUAAAGCUGAGUUUAGACCAGCAAGUUAUUGCUGCAAGUUUUGAGACGCAACUAUAUGUAAGAGUGAGUGGCAAAAAUUUGCAUCUCUUUCUUGCAUAUACUUCUGUCUCAAAACUUGCAGCAAUUACUUGCUGGUCUAAACUCAGCUUAAAGGUCUACGAUGACGCCGACUUCGCUAAUAAAUAAUUUGACGUUUGCAAAAGAUAAGCCAUCACUUACGAGUUAUAUUAUGAAUGUUUCAUGAACGCGUAAGAGGCGACCUUCAAAUAUGAAAACUAAAAAACUAUUUCAAGUAGGCAUAGAUAUUACAAUGCGCUUAUGAACGUCAAAUAUAAAAAGAAUAGUGACAGAAAUUGGAAAUCUGGACUAUUCUUUGAGUUUUAUUAGCGUCCUCCGCUAGCGAUUGUCUAGCUAAAUGUAACUACCAAAAUGUGAUGGGUGACUUAUCUUGGAAUAUCACGUAUAAUUUCUGAAUUCGAUUUUUAUAACAUGUAGUUCCCAUUGUAGUCAGUUUUGAAUUACAUCGUAGAUCUGUUAGAUAUUUAGUAAACAGCACAUGAGGUGUGCCCUUUAUAAAGACAAGUCUCCUGGAAAAUGAAUACAUGUAUGUGUUACAUGAUUACAUUUUAAUUUAUUUAAAAUGCAUGUAUACACACAUACAUGUAAGUACUAAUAAACGAGUACAACUAUGUAUUAAAAUGGAGUCAUUGGAUUAGCAAAAUUAUAUUAUUGAAGCUAUUAUUUGCGGUUUGUCGGUUUCUUCGCAGUUAUACAUAGUUUACAAAAACCAGUUGGUCUUGUAAAUGAGCCUUUUGUUUAGAUUUACUUUUGACAAAAGGCCAAGCUAAAAUGCUGUCAGACAUUAAGUUGUAAAGGCCUUCCUUGCUAGGAAAGAAUAGAUCGCCAAAGCGACGAAACCUCGCGGCUUAGCCGCAAUAAUUUUCUAUAGAAAAUAAUAUAGCUUUUUGAAGUAAAGUUUAGCAUAAGCUCUGGUUGUUCAAAUAAAUAAAAUUCCUCGUACUGAUAUAAAACCAAAUAUUAAAUGUGUAUAAUUUAUCUUUUUUUUAGUAUUAGGUGGACUUGCCACUGUGGAUUUAUAAUGUUGUUUGUUAUAGGAAGCAAUUGUGUCGCUUAACUGCAAAUCCGGGUAAAUCCAUUCUGCUUUAAGGUUGAUUAUAUUUAAAAAAAUGUUAUUAUCUGAAAGAUAAUUAACCUUAUAGCAUAAUGCAUUUACCCGAGUUUGAAGUUAGCGAGACAAUUUUGAAGAUUAAUCACAUUUUGACUUGAUGAUUACAAAUUCUUACUUUAAAAACAGCUGUUCUAAUAUAUUAGG